Messenger RNA from Fulvia fulva, 252 nucleotides. RefSeq lists its product as uncharacterized. Lineage: Eukaryota; Fungi; Ascomycota; Dothideomycetes; Mycosphaerellales; Mycosphaerellaceae. The record is from RefSeq and is a predicted model, not a curated record. The coding region runs from base 1 to 252 and encodes 83 amino acids. The transcript has 2 exons.
AUGGAUGUGCUGUUGCGGAUGAUGCUGGUCCUUGGGCUUCUUCUCAGGAGCACAAUCUCUCAACAGGUCGUUGGCGUCCGUUUGAGACUUGGGGAGAAAAACUAUUGUCGAAAGACAAGGCAUCGAUUGGCAAAAGAUGUUAGUGUGAGCCAGUGCACGAAGCCAUUGGCCGCUUUCGAUCUGCUGCAACCGAUGUUCAAAACUGUCAUUCCAAGACAAAUCAUCUGCCGCAUUACUCAGGGACAUGCGUAA